AUGAACAACCUGGCCUUGACCUAUUGGAAUCAAGGGCGAUGGAAGGAGGCUGAAGAGCUGGAGGUGCAAGUCCGGGAGAUCAGGACGCGGGUGCUUGGGGGGGAGCAUCCUGACACACUGACCAGCAUGAGCCGACCCAAUAUGCAACGAAGAUACCCACAACUGCAAAGGCAUUAUAUCAGCGUCCAUGGACCAAAUCUUGUGGCAGAAGAUGACUCACAGUUGGCCACGAACACCCAGGAGAAAGUCUCGCCACGAGUGUUGGCAUUAGAGAUUUCAGCUGACCACUGAGAGAGAUCGGAGUCAGUAUAUGCAAACAAGGAGAAAAACUCAGGAAGGUUUGUCGUACCGUCGGAAUGACUGUGAUGAAGAAGCCGACUCCAACACCAGCAAUAAUACGAGAGCAGCACAUCUAGGCGAGAUUUUGGGCAGCGGUCUAUGAGAUAAGCUGUGAGCCAAACAAUGGAAUGUGUAGGUAGGUUGAAGUGGGUGACAACCGACCAUAAGUGAUCCUCCGACAACAGUCCAAAGACAUCCAACAAUCAUGGCCUUGAUGCGACCAUAUUUGUCUGCGACCUGACCACCCCAAAAGCCUCCUAUGAUGCCUCCGAUGUAGUAGAUUGCAACAAUACCGCCUUCCUUUGUUGGGUCGAGCACCCCCAGUUUGUUGUCAACGCCCAUGAGACGCUAGCAUAGUGUCAGUGUUGUCGCCACGCCGAGACUAAUAAACUGGGAAGUGUUUUCAGGAACGUACCUGAUAGCUGGGUGCGGUGUUGACGAAGCCCAUGUUGCCUUGAUUGUAACCCUCGAAAAAGUAACCAAACGAGAUGAACAAAGACACCAUGAAGGUUAGCUGGGCACCAGACAUCUUUUCCCAGAAUUUUGUGCCCAUGAUGGGCGGUAUUUGGCAAUGACCUCUGGAUUUGCAAGCCAAAGUAUAGGUAGGUAGUCGAGGCUCCGUGAAGCAGACGAGUGAAAAGCAAUCAAGGUCUCAAUAGAUGUACGUUCAUCAUGACUUUCUUCGCGUCCCCGCAAUCAAAGCCGCAAGGAA
Molecule: messenger RNA, 1051 nt
Organism: Exophiala oligosperma
Lineage: Eukaryota; Fungi; Ascomycota; Eurotiomycetes; Chaetothyriales; Herpotrichiellaceae
Exons: 2
Coding region: 1-291 (96 amino acids)
Molecular function (GO): protein binding
Source: RefSeq, a predicted model, not a curated record